Colossoma macropomum (tambaqui) is the source of this 4977-nucleotide messenger RNA. Its product is annotated as glutamate receptor ionotropic, kainate 5. Gene Ontology annotation, cellular component: kainate selective glutamate receptor complex; plasma membrane; postsynaptic membrane. Gene Ontology annotation, molecular function: transmitter-gated monoatomic ion channel activity involved in regulation of postsynaptic membrane potential; kainate selective glutamate receptor activity. The transcript has 20 exons. The coding region runs from base 394 to 3591 and encodes 1065 amino acids. The record is from RefSeq and is a predicted model, not a curated record. Gene Ontology annotation, biological process: synaptic transmission, glutamatergic; modulation of chemical synaptic transmission; monoatomic ion transport. NCBI's taxonomy places the organism in Eukaryota, Metazoa, Chordata, Actinopteri, Characiformes, Serrasalmidae.
AACCCAGAGGGAUUGUUGUUGUAUCAGAGGUCAAAGCAAGGAAUCUGACUCCGUUCGGGUAAGGUGCUACCCUUCCGUAGGAAAGAAAGGAGGAAGAGUGGGGAAAAAGAGGAGAAUCCUUCAAAAGCCAACAUUCUGAUUUCGUGAAGGCGUGAGAUCAGGUCCUGCGUAUUUCCCCCUGCCUCCUUCACCCUUCCCCCUUUUUCUAUUUGGAGGCAUCCUCGGAUAUUUGUCUCUUAUCCCCUACGUCCUCGGAAUCUGCCAGCAUUCCCGAAGGGACGCAGCCGGCUUGCAUCCACGCCAGUCCUUUGCUAUUAGCUGCUGGUGUCGUCUGCUUCAUUCUGUGGCGGUGCAGGCAGCCAGACGACCAUUCUCCAUGAGGAGCAGUGGAAGAUGCCGGCUCUGCCAGCGCUGCUGCUGUCGAUUCACCUCCUAUUCCUCUUCCUGUUGCUGACCAUGGCCCCGUCCUCUUUUAGCCAGGCACCUGCCCUUGCCGCUGUCAGGAUGGCGGCCAUUCUAGAUGACCAGUCAGCAUGUGGGCGUGGGGAGCGCUUGGCCCUGGCGCUCGCUCGGGAGAACAUCAACAGCAUGAUGGAAGGACCAGCUCGCGCCCGUGUGGAGGUGGACAUCUUUGAGCUACAGAGGGAUUCGCAGUACGAAACCACUGACACAAUGUGUCAGAUCUUACCAAAGGGCGUGGUUUCUGUCAUAGGCCCCGCCUCCAGUCCGGCCUCCGGAUCCACCGUUAGUCAUAUAUGUGGGGAAAAAGAGAUCCCUCAUAUAAAGAUCGGUCCUGAAGAGACUCCCCGGUUGCCAUACCUCCGCUUUGCCUCUGUGACGCUGUAUCCCAGCAACGAAGACCUGAGCUUGGCAAUCGGUGCCAUUCUUCGAUCCUUUAGCUACCCAACAGCCAGCCUCAUCUGUGCCAAGGCUGAGUGCCUGCUUAGACUGGAGGAGCUGGUACGCCACUUCCUCAUCUCCCGGGACACACUCUCAGUGAGGAUGCUUGACGACAGCUUGGACCCCACUCCCUUGCUGAAGGAAAUCCGUGAUGAUAAAGUAGCAACAAUUAUCAUUGAUGCCAACGCUUCAGUAUCUAUACUCAUACUAAAGAAGGCAUCUGAGCUAGGUAUGACAUCAGCCUUCUACAAGUACAUCCUGACCACAAUGGAUUUCCCACUGUUGAGGCUGGAUGAUGUUGUAGAUGAACAGUCCAACAUUGUAGGAUUCUCCAUGUUGAACAGCAGUCAUCCCUUCUAUCUGGAGUUCAUCAGGAGCCUCAAUCUGUCUUGGAGAGAAGGAUGUGACCUCAGCCCAUACCCUGGUCCAGCUCUGUCGUCGGCCCUGAUGUUUGACGCGGUGCACGUGGUGGUUGGGGCGGUGCAGGAGCUGAAUCGGAGUCAGGAGAUUGGAGUGAAGCCUCUCAGCUGCACCUCCUCACUCAUCUGGCAACAUGGCACCAGCCUCAUGAACUACCUGCGCAUGGUGGAAUAUGAUGGUUUGACAGGACGAGUAGAGUUUAACAGCAAAGGCCAGCGGACAAACUACACUUUGCGCAUUCUGGAGAAAUUCAGAGGAGGGCACAAAGAGAUUGGCAUCUGGUACUCCAACAACACACUGGCAAUGAACUCCACCUCCUUAGACAUCAACACGUCACAUACCUUGGCCAACAAGACGCUUAUCGUGACUACCAUAUUGGAGGACCCAUAUGUGAUGCGAAAAGAAAACUACCAGGACUUUGUGGGAAACGACCAGUAUGAAGGAUUCUGUGUGGACAUGUUGCGGGAACUGUCCGAUAUUUUGAAGUUCUCCUUCAAGAUUAAGCUGGUGGAUGAUGGGCUAUAUGGAGCGCCAGAGCCAAAUGGGUCCUGGACAGGAAUGGUGGGGGAGCUCAUCAAUAGGAAAGCUGAUCUGGCUGUAGCAGGUUUUACCAUCACAUCAGAGAGGGAGAAGGUCAUAGAUUUCUCCAAACCCUUCAUGACUCUGGGCAUCAGCAUUCUCUACCGUGUCCACAUAGGCAGGAAGCCGGGCUACUUCUCCUUCCUUGACCCUUUCUCUCCUGCCGUCUGGCUCUUCAUGCUCUUAGCCUACCUUGCCGUGAGCUGUGUUCUCUUCUUGGCUGCCAGGCUAAGUCCGUAUGAGUGGUAUAACCCCCAUCCGUGUCUGAGGGAGCGCAGGGACCUGCUGGAGAAUCAGUACACGCUUGGAAACAGCCUGUGGUUUCCGGUAGGAGGCUUCAUGCAGCAGGGCUCGGAAAUCAUGCCCCGGGCCCUCUCCACCAGAUGUGUUAGCGGUGUCUGGUGGGCAUUCACACUAAUCAUCAUCUCCUCAUACACGGCCAACCUGGCUGCAUUUUUGACGGUUCAGAGAAUGGAGGUGCCCAUCGAGUCAGCAGAUGACCUGGCGGAUCAGACCAACAUUCAGUAUGGUACCAUCCACGGAGGCAGCACAAUGACCUUCUUCAUGAACUCACGUUACCAGACCUACCAGCGCAUGUGGAACUACAUGUACUCCAAGCAGCCCAGCGUGUUUGUGAAGAGUACAGAGGAGGGCAUCGCCCGUGUGCUGAACUCCAAAUACGCCUUUCUACUAGAGAGCACCAUGAACGAGUACCACCGCCGCCACAACUGCAACCUCACACAGAUAGGAGGCCUGCUGGACACCAAGGGCUAUGGCAUCGGCAUGCCGUUGGGCUCUCCAUUCAGAGAUGAGAUAACUCUGGGAGUGCUGCAGCUACAGGAGAACAACAGGCUGGAGAUCCUGAAGCGCAGGUGGUGGGAGGGUGGGGAGUGCCCCAAAGAGGAGGACCAUCGCGCUAAAGGUCUGGGUAUGGAGAAUAUCGGUGGGAUCUUUGUGGUCCUGAUUUGUGGUCUGAUAAUCGCAGUGUUUGUGGCCAUCAUGGAAUUUGUGUGGUCCACACGCCGUUCGGCGGAGACUGAUGAGGUUUCAGUGUGUCAGGAGAUGAUGACCGAGUUCAGAAACGCUAUUUCUUGUAAAAAGAGUUCUCGUCUGCGGCGACGGCGGCCAUUGUCCUCCCACGGAAUCCUCCGGCAUCCUGCCCGCCUUCCCCUGGGUGCCCCACGGCCCGUGAGGCUGGUGCGUGAGAUGCGUCUAAGCAACGGUAAGCUCUACAGUGGGGCAGGACCAGGACCGUUGGCUGGAGCUGCGGCAGGACCAGCUGGUGUGGGCGGGGGUCCCUUGGACGUGGGCCCAGGUCCACAGCGUCUGCUGGAGGACCCUCUGGGGGCCAAUAUGCCCAGCACACCUCCCCCUGCACCAUUGGCUCCCAUGCUCCCCCCGGCGCCGCCCCGUGGCUGCACUCACGUGCGUGUGUGCCAGGAGUGUCGGCGGAUCCAGAGCCUCCGCUCUGCCUCGUCCUCCUGCUCGCGCAUCCCACCCUUAGCCUCGGCUACCUCGUCCCUCCCUCGUCUGCCCCCUCCCCCACCCCCGUCUUCCUCUAACACAAACACCGACAGCGAAGGAGGGGGGUCAACCAGCCCCCACCGGCCCAAGCCUAAGCCCACGCCCCCUCCACGGCCUGUCCCGCCCACAAAAACACCCCCCACAGAUAUGCUCUGCAAGCAGGACUGAAUCUGCAGGCAACAGGCUGCACUAUGCGCAAAAAUGUGCAAAAGAUUAACAAUCUCAACAAACUGAUGUCAAUUACGGAGGAAUCAGAUCACUCUGACCUCUGAUUGGACCACAACAGAAAUGAGAUAUUUUGGAGAAAGCUGUAAAGAUAUUUUAAGAAGAGAAACCAGCACAGUAACAGGGACCUGAAAGUAAUGGGAUAUUUUGUGUUUUCAAGAUUGAGAAAGACAAACUGGACCAACUUUCUUCAUCAACAUCCCAUUCUAAACAUGCAAAAGUGGGGGCCGACCCAUCCAGAAUCAUGUAACCUUGGUCUUCAUGACUAUGUACUAUGCAACAUGUCAGAGAGCAAAAGCCCUGGAGGAGAACAUUGCUGUUCCAGACAUCAUAGUGGAAUAUGGCUUCCAACCUUUGGGGUUUGCAUUCCUUCUUUUCUCUUCCAUAACUGUGAGCUGGAUGACUUGAGCUAAACCUUAAACCCCCGAGAGGACCAUGCAGAACUACACAGAAUUAAAGUGACUUCCGGGGACUGAGACAUGGGUUUUAACUCUUUUUUUUUGUAACUCAGAAGGAACUCACCCCAAAAGACCAAGGGUUGGAGAAAACAAGUAUUCUAGCGUUGUUUUUCUUCCUGGCUUAAUUUCUUUUUUCUUUGUUUCCUUUUUAUUUUCUGUCCCUUUCCUGUCUCUGUGUUGCUAUGGACAGUAGUUUUUUGAAGACUUAUUUUUUAACUUGGUUAGUGGACAUUUUAUCACUUAAUCUAAUUUUCUGUCCCUUGAUUUCUGCCCAAACAGCUGGAUCUACCCUUAAAGUGACUGGAUGGUAAAAGGCAGGGUGGGUUUCCCAAGAGUAAAGAGCGAUUAACAUCCAAAAUGUUUAAAGUUUACUGUAAAGUAAACACAAUAAAAAGGGGUCAGGCUUCACCUCAUAUGCAUUGCUGUGACAUGAUGGAAGAGUGACUGAUACUGGUAUUACAGCAGUACUGCUGUUAUUAUCAAAAAUGAUUGUAAUCUGUAAAGAUGGUGAGGUGUACUUUAAGCUGCUACAGAACAGAUGAACAUUACCCAAAAAUCUGUAGUAAACAAAAGUAGGAAUCAGUCCGGUCAGGCUAAAUUAUUAAAGUGCAUACGUUUUGCUCCAUGCUUGGGUGAGUGUGUUCUUGUAUGUAUGUGCGAGCAUGUGAAUGAGAGUGUGUUCCUUGGUAUGCCAGUGAGCUGUUUUUCUUGUUUGUUUUGCCCUUUCUAUUACUGAGUUUCUCAUAUUUCUGUUCCAGCCAUAACUGCGAGAAAAUUAUUCAGAUUAUAUUGUUAUUAUUAUUGCUAUAAAAUGUGGGGUUAUGUAGGAGGGCCACCACCCUCUAAAGUUAAAUAUAUAGAGACAUAAAUC